Nanorana parkeri is the source of this 783-nucleotide messenger RNA. RefSeq names its product translocase of inner mitochondrial membrane 17 homolog A (yeast) (gene TIMM17A). The transcript has 6 exons. Gene Ontology annotation, biological process: protein import into mitochondrial matrix. The record is from RefSeq and is a predicted model, not a curated record. Gene Ontology annotation, cellular component: mitochondrial inner membrane; TIM23 mitochondrial import inner membrane translocase complex. Gene Ontology annotation, molecular function: transmembrane protein transporter activity. The coding region runs from base 81 to 581 and encodes 166 amino acids. NCBI's taxonomy places the organism in Eukaryota, Metazoa, Chordata, Amphibia, Anura, Dicroglossidae.
CGUCCAAUAGGAAAGGAUUGUAAGUUGUCACAUGUACCGCUCUCUUCCUGCAUUUCUUCUUUUCGACCUUCGGUGGCAUCAUGGAGGAGUACACCAGAGAGCCAUGUCCCUGGAGGAUCGUAGAUGACUGUGGUGGAGCCUUCACCAUGGGUCUUAUUGGAGGAGGCAUCUUCCAGGCUGUCAAGGGUUUCAGAAAUGCUCCUCAGGGUGUUAAACACCGUGUAAAGGGCAGCUUAAUUUCUAUAAAAACCCGUGCGCCACAACUGGGAGGUAGCUUUGCAGUGUGGGGAGGCCUCUUCUCUAUGAUAGAUUGCAGUCUGGUAAAGGUUAGAGGAAAGGAGGAUCCUUGGAACUCUAUCACCAGUGGAGCCAUGACUGGGGCCAUCCUGGCUGCCAGAAAUGGUCCUGUAGCCAUGGUGGGAUCUGCAGCAAUGGGUGGCAUUCUUCUUGCUCUUAUAGAAGGAGCAGGAAUCCUGUUGACGCGGUUUGCCUCAUCACAGUUUGCAAAUGGUCCACCCAUACCUGAUGAUGCCUCUCAGCUGAACACACCUCCAUUUGGUAGUUACCAGCAGUACCAGUGAAUAGCACAGUGUUUAUCGGAAUGGCUUCAAGCCCAUCAUCGUGAACUAUUACCACCUUGGCUCUGUCACAUCUUGAACUUUAGUCUACAUUCAGCUUCUGAGUUCGGCUGUGGAUGUAACAUACACGGACCAUGAAGGAACAUUGAACACAAAUGUUUACUUUGUAUUAAGUUUAACGUUUUGGGGCAGCCGAAUGCGGCUA